This is a messenger RNA of Triticum urartu, 1523 nucleotides long. RefSeq names its product TLD-domain containing nucleolar protein. The record is from RefSeq and is a predicted model, not a curated record. Lineage: Eukaryota; Viridiplantae; Streptophyta; Magnoliopsida; Poales; Poaceae.
CCGCUACACAAAGCGUCCCUUGGUGGCGCGAUGGGCCGUGCAGUUGUCGUUCCAAAGGAAAAGGAAAAUUGGCAGCUGGUUGUGGUGUUCGCCGCUCGCCACCGACUUUCCCGGCGCCACCGCACCGUGCGCCGGCCCCACCGGCGGCGGCGAUGGGUAACUCACAGGCGUCUCCCUCGUCCGCCUCCUCUGCCAGCUUCGUCAUGGCCUCCAGGGCCUUCUCGAAGCAGGCGCUGGACGACCUGCGCGCGCACUUCUCCUCGCUCGCCGCGCAGUCGGGGACCCAGGGGCGCGCCAUAUCCCGCCCCGUUUUCCUUGAUUAUUUCGGGGUACGUGGGGCGCUCGGCGAUAGGCUAUUCCAGUUGGUGGCGAAGGAGAGCAGCGUGGAAGAUGGAGUCACCUUUGAGGGUUUGAUCGUCUCCAAAGCAACAUAUGAAAGGGGAACUAAAGAUGAAGCCGAUGAGUUCAUUUUUCAACUGUGCGAUGUGAUGGGAGAUAGUAUCUUAACAAGGUCUGAUCUGGCAGCUGUAUUGGCGUCCAUUCAUGAAACCAUAUUUGCAGAUAAUAAGGAAGCCAGGGAAGGUUCAAACAAGAGUACAUUUGAAGCAUUUCUCAACUCUGCGGUAUUUUCGAAAGAUGCUGGAGGGGUCUCUGAGAAAUCUAUGUCAUUAUCAGACUUUAGAAACUGGUGUAUUGUCAUGCCAUCACUGAGGAAAUUCCUUGGAAGUUUGUUGAUGCCCCCUGACUCAGGCAGAGCCGGCUUCCAGGUACCUCUACUUCAUUAUCCAGAAAACAUGUCCUCCGAGUUGCUACUCUUAAAUAAAGAGUAUGCUUGGCAUAUAGGAGGUGGCUUCUCUCAACAUGAUGUGCAAGAGUGGAAGCUUCUAUACCACAGUUCUCUUCAUGGACAAAGCUUCAACACUUUCUUAGGCAAUGUAACGAAUGGAGACGCACAGACUGUUUUGGUUAUUAAAGAUACAGAAGGUUCCAUUUAUGGUGCAUAUGCAUCACAACCAUGGGAAAGGCACAGUGAUUUUUAUGGUGACAUGAAGACAUUCCUUUUCAAGUUAUAUCCCGAAGCGUCCAUAUUUCGCCCUACAGGAGCAAACAAAAGUUUGCAAUGGUGUGCUGUGAACUUCACCUCUGAGAACAUUCCAAAUGGUAUCGGCUUUGGAGGGAAGCCACAUCACUUUGGCCUUUUCCUCUCUGCGGGCUUCGAUCAAGGGCACUCAUUUACCUCCAGCACAUUCACCAAUCCUCCCCUUUCCAACACGAGCAGGUUCAGACCAGAAGUUAUUGAAUGUUGGGGGAUACAAGUGAAGGGAUCGAAUGACGAAAAGCCGGAGCUUGUAAAGGGGACGGUCCUUGAGAGAUUCAAGGAGGAUCGGAACAUGCUGAAGCUGAUUGGUAUGGCGAGUGCGAGUGACUGAGCACUGAAAAAAAAUCACAAUAGCAGAUAUUUGGAGGUUGUGUACAGCACUCUUUUUAUGGGAAAUAAUAACCUUAUUUAUAUCUGGUCGCUA